ACAUGGCACGGCAGUGUCCGGGCCAGGGGUGGUGCCGGUGUUACCUUGCUUCCCUGUCCAGCGUCUCCUUUUCUCUGCUCUCUUUCAUGCAGCCGGGGAAGUUCGUAGCAGCGGCGGUCAGGCCUUGCCGAAGGUGCAGCCAUGGUCGGCGUCUUCUCCUACGAGAGCCUGGUCCAUGCCAUGGCUGGAGCUGUGGGUAGUGUGACAGCAAUGACUGUGUUUUUUCCUCUGGAUACAGCUAGACUAAGACUUCAAGUUGAUGAAAAACGCAAAUCAAAAACAACACACACAGUUCUUUUGGAGAUAAUUAAAGAAGAAGGCAUCUUUGCACCCUAUCGAGGGUGGUUCCCUGUUAUCUCCAGCCUUUGUUGUUCCAACUUCGUCUAUUUCUAUACAUUUAAUAGUUUAAAAACUCUUUGGGUCAAAGGUCAUCAUUCAACUACAGGGAAGGACUUAAUUCUUGGGGUGGUUGCAGGUAUAGUGAAUGUAUUGCUGACUACUCCUCUCUGGGUAGUGAACACCCGUCUUAAACUCCAGGGGGCAAAAUUUAGAAAUGAAGAUAUUAUACCAACCAAUUACAAAGGCAUUGCAGAUGCUUUUCAGCAGAUAAUACGAGAUGAAGGAAUUUUGGCUUUGUGGAAUGGUACUUUCCCUUCACUGCUGUUAGUAUUUAACCCUGCCAUACAAUUCAUGUUUUAUGAAGGGCUUAAAAGGAAAAUGUUAAAAAGACAACUGCAGCUGUCUUCACUGGAUGCCUUUGCUAUUGGAGCAAUAGCCAAAGCAAUUGCAACUACCCUCACUUAUCCUAUGCAGACAGUACAGUCAAUUUUACGGUUUGGACAUCACCGACUGAACCCUGAAAACAAGAGGUUAGGUAGUCUUAAAAAUGUUCUCUACCUUCUUCAACAAAGAAUAAAGCGCUUUGGAUUAGCAGGACUCUAUAAAGGACUAGAGGCAAAGCUGCUCCAGACAGUCCUCACUGCUGCACUCAUGUUCCUUGUCUACGAAAAACUUACUGCUGUUACUUUCACAGUCAUGGGGUUAAAGCGUUCAUUGAAGAACUAAAAUAUAGGACUAUAAAGCAUAUAAAACUUAGGAAAAGAAAACCAGAAUACCUGGCAAAUAACUGGGUGCCAUAAAGAGUUUUAUCCCAAGGCCAAAAUGUUAUUUUACUAUGCUUGUGUUUUCAGUUAAAACUUUAGAAUGUACCUAAAAAGAAACUUGAAAUAUAAUCUGGAAGUAUCUACUCCCAGUAUCUACUCUAUUAGAUGGUUCAGUUGUCUUUUUGGAAAUUUGUUUUAUAUAAAAUAUUCCAGUAUCUAGAAGGCAGCUCCUUUAUUCAGUUCUAUAUGAAGAUUAGGGUAUUCUUUGAUUUUUCAUAUAUUUUAAAAUACCUUUCCACUAUCAAUUCUCCAUUUGCUGUCAGAUUGUAUUUCAAAUAUUUGGUGUUAUAUGAUCAUCUUAAUAAUCAAACCAAUAAAGAUUUCAUAAAGAA
Molecule: messenger RNA, 1495 nt
Organism: Python bivittatus (Burmese python)
Lineage: Eukaryota; Metazoa; Chordata; Lepidosauria; Squamata; Pythonidae
Gene: SLC25A17
Product: solute carrier family 25 member 17
Biological process (GO): transmembrane transport
Cellular component (GO): peroxisomal membrane
Molecular function (GO): ATP transmembrane transporter activity; NAD transmembrane transporter activity; FMN transmembrane transporter activity
Source: RefSeq, a predicted model, not a curated record